AUGGCUGAUGUGUCGGACAUCACACCCCAUCUCGACCGCCUCGACUGCGACUUGGACAAACUCGAGGACUCACUGAGGCCAAUACUGACCAACUUGGGCGAAGUAGCCUCCAAGCUGCCCCUGCUUGACAAGGCCAAGCUCUACGUUCUCGCCACGUACUCAAUAGAGACGGCCCUGUUCUCAGCCCUGCGUCUCAACGGAACAGACGCCAAGGAGCAUCCGGUGUUUAAGGAGCUCGCCCGCGUGCGGCAGUACUAUGAGAAGAUCAAGAAGGCCGAGGAGCCGCCUGAGCAGCGUACACAGAGCGUGAACACUCAGGCUGCCAUCCGGUUCAUCAAGGCUGACCUGGCUGGUGACAACAAGGAAGUUGAUACGAAGCUCAAGGAGCAGCUGGCGAAGGAGCGUGCAAAGGCGGCUAUCCAGGCCAGGAUGAACAAGAAGCGCCCCGCCGAGGACUCCGAUGCCUCCUCUGCGGUCGCAGACCUGAUAUCCGCCGAGAGCUCAAAAGCCGCGGCGGCCGAGAGCUCGGCUGCGAACAGCGCCGCGGAGGAAGGAGAGGUGAACGAGCCCGGCAGGAAGAAGGCAAGAAAGGGCAGGGGCGAUAGGAGCAACAAGGAUAAGAAAUCCAAGAAGGACAAGAAGAAGUGA
This is a messenger RNA of Diaporthe citri, 648 nucleotides long. RefSeq lists its product as uncharacterized. The record is from RefSeq and is a predicted model, not a curated record. Gene Ontology annotation, biological process: regulation of gene expression; maturation of 5.8S rRNA. Gene Ontology annotation, cellular component: nucleolus; exosome (RNase complex). The transcript is spliced from 2 exons. Gene Ontology annotation, molecular function: RNA binding; DNA binding. The coding region runs from base 1 to 648 and encodes 215 amino acids. Lineage: Eukaryota; Fungi; Ascomycota; Sordariomycetes; Diaporthales; Diaporthaceae.